Linepithema humile (Argentine ant) is the source of this 1615-nucleotide messenger RNA. Its product is annotated as phosphotriesterase-related protein-like. The record is from RefSeq and is a predicted model, not a curated record. Lineage: Eukaryota; Metazoa; Arthropoda; Insecta; Hymenoptera; Formicidae. Gene Ontology annotation, molecular function: hydrolase activity, acting on ester bonds; zinc ion binding. Gene Ontology annotation, biological process: catabolic process.
UUUCAUCCAAAAUUUACACUAAACUGGAACUUUCUAUAGACACGUAAAGUUUAUAUUAGUCAAAUCUAUUGAAACACCUUGUAUAUUUAAUGUCCACUAUAACGAAAGUUCAAGUUGACCGGACAACAUAAGAACACUGUGUGUCGUGUCGCAGUUACGAUUGGCAGCUCAUCGGCGUCAGAUAAAAUUUAUACUCAUUUAUAAGUAACUCUUUAGACUUAUACAGUGAUAGAAUGUGUAUUUGAUGUUCUAUCAUUAUAAUCUAAAGUGGAAUACAGGAUAUAAAUUAGAUUAUUGAACUCUUUCUUCCUUUUAAUUGAAAUAACAUACAGUGAAAUGCCUGAUAUUUCCAAUACUCGCUCUACCUGCUCUAGCGGCUCCUACAUUUUUGGGUCUCCCCAUCUUAUAAGCACUGUAAUGGGAUGGAAACCGUUGACCGAACUCGGCGUAACACUAGUACACGAGCAUUUAACCAGCAGUUUUCUCUCAUGUAAGAUACAAAAUGUUCCGUACGGAAAUUAUGACGGCGAUCAAGAUCUGUGUUUAUCAAAUAUAGGACACAUCAAGCGAUAUCCAUACUUCUAUUCCAAAAAUCUAUGUCUCUCCGAUGCAGACGUAGUAAAAUAUAUGGAUUAUGAAUUAUCUUUGUUUAAAUUUGCCGGCGGCUCCUCCGUCGUGGAGACGAGCAGCUACGGUUUGAAACGAAGUCUUCAAUUUGUUAAGUUAUAUAGUCAAACCACAGGCAUCAAUAUACUUGUUGGAACAGGAUAUUACACUGCUAUGACGCAAUCUACGUCUGAGCUUUCUAUGACGUGGCUAGAAAUGUAUGAUAAGAUGAUGAGUGAAUUUGUAUAUGGCAUCAAGGAUAGUAACUGUAUUGGUAUAUAUCCAGCGUUUAUUGGAGAAGUGGGCAGCAGUUGGCCGAUCCAUGAUUUUGAAAGACAGUCUAUUAUUGCGACUGGUGAAGUUCAAGAGCAACUGCAUUGUCCUGUAAGCUUCAGUCCUGGGUGCAAUGAAUCUUCACCCAUGGAGAUAUUGCGGAUCUAUCAAGAAGCCGGCGGCAACGCUUGCAAAGUCAUUAUGUCUCACGCCGAUCGUACAUUUACUAGCAAAGAGAAAUUAAUGGAAUUCAUCGACGAUACCAAUUGUUUCGUUCUAUUCGAUUCGUUUGGUGUUGAAAAUUCUACCUAUUAUAACAAUAAUCAGUUUAGUUCAGUUUUAUCAGAUAUAGAGCGCAUUCAGUACAUCUCAGAUUUGAAACAGCAAGGAAAAUUAAAUCGAAUACUCAUGAGCCAAGACAUACACACUAAAAAUAGAUUGAUUUCUUACGGUGGCUCGGGUUAUUCUCAUAUUUUGAAUAACAUAAUACCUCGCAUGUUAAAGAAAGAUUUUAAUAUUCAUGAGAUUGACAAGAUAUUGAUUAACAAUCCCCGGCAGUGGCUAUCUUUGCUUUAGAAAAUUCAUUAGAAUAACAAUUUGACUCAAGAUGUACGUAACAGAAAUAUUACAUUUCUUCGAGGAUUUUUGACAUAUAUAAAUUAAGUAAAGACAAUUGCGUUGAUUGAUUAACAACGACAUUGAAUAAAUAGUAAAUACACAAUAAAAUAAAUAAAUA